GUAGAGGAAUAGUAGAACUGAGGAGGAGUCAGAAGUGAUGGAAGAACAUGAGGAAGAGGAAGAAUAGGAGGAGGAGGAGGAGAAAGGGAAAAAGAGGGGGAACGACAAGUGGCAGUACAGAUCAAUACUCCACUUAGGGAGAUUGUUACUCUUGUCUGUGAUAACUAGUCCAUUGAUUGUUUCACCUCCAUCUCACACCCACGGCGCCGCUCAGAACCCAGUGCUCACACCCACGGCGCCGCUCAGAACCCAGUGCGAGGCAACAGGUCGCCGGGGGAGCCGCGUAGUCCAUUGAUUGUUUCACCUCUAUCUCACACCCACGGCGCCGCUCAGAAGCCAGUGCGAGGCAACAGAUCGCCGGGGGAGCAGCGUCGCGGAAGGUGGAGCAGGUGCAGCUUUGACGUACUAGCCAGAACCAGGACUAACAAAGAUGAAGGUGGUGGUGGUGGUGAUGGCGGUCUCGCUUCUAAACUUUAUCGCCGGUAGUAGAUGCGAGAACCAAACCAUCGAAGAGAAAGAUGCUGCCGAAGCUUCACUAUCAGACGCCCAUGAGAUUGAUGGAGGUGAUGACUUGCCAGAUAAGGCCAAACGAAGAGUGGUGGAAGGUUUGGCCCUGAACCUGCAAGGGCGGGGACCCGAGGUUGUUGUGCAUGGCUACCUGAACCUGCCAGACGACCUGCAAGCAUCCACUCUCUGCUUCUGGGUGAAGCCUUACAAAGUGGAGUUCUAUGUCAACUUGAUGACAAACACGAGGGUGCAGUUUUUUAUUGACAUGUACAACCUGGUUGUCACCAAGACUUCGUACAUGGUUAGAGUUAUACCUAAGAUAGAAAUCCGAGUGUGGGUGCACAUCUGCGUUGCCAUUCACGACCAAGGGUUCGACACAUACAUGAAUGGGCGUCUCACGGAACAGAUGCGUGAUCAACCAGCCUCUUUCGACGAUCAUAUGAAAGUAGUGCUGGCAGGAAAUAUUCCCAUGGUAAUUUCUUCUAAUUCUACACUCUACUACUUUUCCGGAAUGUUGGCUGAUUUGAGACUCUUCCCCAAGAAACUCACGCAGGCCGAAGCGGAUGACGUGCGGACAGGCGAGUGGCGAGGCGUCAACUACAAGAUGACCAUCAACAAAACUUUGACAACACACUCUAAACUCAAUAUCGUGCGAAACAUUACCUACGAAGAGCUUUUUCAUCGUCCACCUGAUUACACGAUUCUGUCCUUCUACGAGCCUUUAACGUAUCCGCAGACCGUGAGAGCCUGCCAAACAUAUGGUGGCUUCUUGCCGAAUACGGACACUGAAGACAUCACCACCAUCUUUAGGAAAUGUGCUACAAACAUCGGCCACUCAACAGAUAUCUGGCUUCACCAGCCUAAUUACGAUCCUCAUAACCCUAAACAAAAAUGCUCGAUGAUCACACAUUACUUGCAAGGAAAUGCCACUGUAAUGCCUUGGAAGUGUGACGGCAUAUCAAGUACCCUGUGCUGCUAUGUCCCCCGCCAAACACGAGUCAGGAUGAUUGGUGGCGAUUACUUAGAGGAAGAUAUUUUUUUUUUUGAGCAACCUUCUAUCGCGGGACAAGGCGUGAUUCUAGAAGGAGAAAAAACAUUACACGUGGGGUGGGAAAACUCUUCCAGUGUGACGGUGAUGACCAAGAAGGGGGAAGUGCUGUUCAGGCAGCAACCCGCCACCAACCACUACAUGGGCCGCAGCCUCUGGAGCGCAACGCAAGGAGGAAAUUUUAACAUAUCUUUCUCCGUCUGCAAAAAAGGGCAGUUCAGUUGCUCUAACGGCGAGUGUGUGUCCCUUUCGAAGCGUUGCGACGGUGUUCCUGCCGACUGCAGCGACAACUCAGACGAAGACGACACGUGUGGGAUUUUCCAUGGCCCUCCUCCCCAUUACUACCUAAAGAGAGGCCCGUCAGAUCCCCGCAUCAACGUGACCCUGCACGUGAUUUACGUUCGCAACGUGGACACUGACAGGAACCGUCUGGAGGUCAUGAUGGGGAUCAACUUGGCGUGGCGAGACGAGCGACUUACCUUCCACAACCUGCGUUCGUCUGAUGGUUUGCCUAACAUCCUGGACAACGACGUCCUAUCCUCAUUGUGGGUUCCGAGCCUCUACUUCCCUUACGCGCUUUUCGAGGAGAACCUGAACCUCGAGAAAGGAGCGAUGACCCACACGACCGUGGCAGCAGUGCCGGUUGGAAGUGGCUCACCAACCACCAUCAACAGUUACGAGGCCUUGGAGUUCCCGGGCAGCGGCGUGGUGCUGGAGAUGCAGGUGAUCACGCUCGUCACAACCACCUGCUCCUUCACGCUGAAGGCCUUCCCGUUUGACACACAGAUGUGCGUGAUUCCACUGCAGCUUCGAGGUUUCGGGACGCCUCAGGUAGCGGAGGAACACCUAAGAGUGCUCAGCAACGACCUCUCUUUGCCUGUGUUCGGCUUCCAUCCGGUCCGGUGCUUCUACAACGCAUCCAUGCCGCAGCAAGUGGAGAUGGGGCUUCUGCUUGAGCGACGCAAUGGGGCCUUCCUUUUCUCCUCGAUAGGGCCUUGCGUGGUGCUGCUGUUGCUGGGGCAUCUCUCCUUCGUCGCCUUCCCACUCCACCAGUUCACAGACAGAGCCUCGACCUCCCUCUCGCUGCUCAUCGUGGUGGCCGCGCUCUUCUCGCAGAUGAGCAGCACCCUGCCAGAGUCCGCACAGCCCAAGGCCAUCGACAUGUGGUUCUUCUACUGCAUCCUCCGCCUCUUCAUCUUCUUCGUCUUCCACUGUAUCGUCGAUUACCAUUACAAGAGAAGUAUCGAAGCCGACAGGAAGCAGAAGGAAUUUCUUGCCUCCUCCAAGCACCAGGAAGCUCUCAUUCCAUUCAAGGCACCGAGUUACGACAGCCUGAAGAAACCGCCGCUGCCUGACAAGGAAAACAACGAAGCGCCCCGCCACCACGGCCGAUGGGUGACAGAGGGCAAGCGUUCCUUGCCAUCCAUCACCCUGCCCCGCGCCUGGCUCACCUCCCAGCUGGUCAAUAGGAUGAGUCUGCUCUUUGGGCUGUUUCAGGACUUGAUGUUUGUGAUCGGAUUUUGUGUCCACCUGGAAACUACGAACCGCUUCACCAAGACACAGUUCAACAUCUUUAAGGACUGUUCCGGAAAGGGAUAGUAGUGGGCGAGGGGCGUGUUGACAUGGGCGGCUUGGUGAUUCUUUUACUUACUUGCAUCGUAAAGGUGAUCAGGCAAAGUGUAACAUCUUCCCGUAACGCACUGAGGGUGAUCACUACUUGUAUGUAAUGCAGUGUGUCAUUUUUCUUUCUUCCCGGUCUUGUCUCCGUAAUUCGUCUCUGUCCCUCAAAAGCUUCAUACAAUAAUUGGUUUGUUAACCCUCGUUAGCAAAGAACCACGUGUCCUCCACCCUACAAACAGAAGCUUCCUAAAUACGCUGGUGGUAUUAACUUAGAUUAAACGCAAUGUAAUCAAAACACGGGGGAAUUUCUUACAGACAACCCUCGACCACCAGCGCCAGGUUCAGUUGGUGUAGUACUUGACAACCAACGUUUGACACCAAUCACAGAUCCCCAACAUGUUACACUUUUACUUUUUAUAUUUAUUUUUGAGACAUCUUUCAUAUAGAGAGUACAGACCGUCAUAAAAAUUUGCAGGAUUCAUCGCAGUCUCCUGUAAAGACGACGCCCGCACGCGAACAACACAGAUCGUAUCGUGCAAGAGGCGGCGGCACGUGUCACUGCUUCACGUGUCCUUGGCUAUGGAGCCUACUUUAUGAUUUUUAUGAAUUUUUUUUUUCCACUGUAGCAGCCCAUGUACACAAAAGGAAAAUGGUUAAAAAAAUGGAUGAAUGGAUGUUUUUUUUUAUUUUAUUUUCUAUUUAUGGGUAAAAGUUAAUUUUUGAAAAAAAAUAUACACUUUUUUCUUCCCUUCUUCCGCAUCAUUUUCAGCCAGUGAACGUUGCUUGGAAAGAUGCAUCCGCCUUUGCCACGCACUCAACACACCCGUCAGUCUGAAACACUGACUCAGCGUGACAUUCCCGCCACGUGCCACACGCCUCUUCAGUCAGUGUUUGGCCCUAGCAACGUGCCACGGUGGUAGGCCUCGAGUCCUCUUCGUUUUUUCUCUAGUAACUCCUACAUUGAGUUUUAAAAGCAAAAAAUGAAGCUUCUAGUAUAAAUUUGGCGAGGAGGAAAUGCCACCACCGCUACUACAACCAUCAACACAGCUGCCACCACCGCCAUCACCAUCACCACAAACUCGUGCCUCGUCGGGUGUGGUGGAUGACAACGCUCAUGUUUAAUGCUGAUGUUUCCAUGUAAAAAAAAAUAAAUAAAUAAAAUAAUAAUGAAUAAAUAAACAAAUAUAUAAAAGGAUAAAUAGAUAAAAAAAAAAAAAAAACACGUCACAUUCC
Messenger RNA from Scylla paramamosain (green mud crab), 4408 nucleotides. RefSeq lists its product as uncharacterized. Gene Ontology annotation, cellular component: neuron projection; synapse; plasma membrane. Lineage: Eukaryota; Metazoa; Arthropoda; Malacostraca; Decapoda; Portunidae. The record is from RefSeq and is a predicted model, not a curated record. The coding region runs from base 431 to 3154 and encodes 907 amino acids. Gene Ontology annotation, molecular function: protein binding; neurotransmitter receptor activity; extracellular ligand-gated monoatomic ion channel activity. Gene Ontology annotation, biological process: signal transduction; monoatomic ion transmembrane transport; regulation of membrane potential. The transcript has 9 exons.